Molecule: messenger RNA, 5088 nt
Organism: Lepisosteus oculatus (spotted gar)
Lineage: Eukaryota; Metazoa; Chordata; Actinopteri; Semionotiformes; Lepisosteidae
Gene: dtx3
Product: deltex E3 ubiquitin ligase 3
Biological process (GO): protein ubiquitination; Notch signaling pathway
Cellular component (GO): nucleoplasm
Molecular function (GO): ubiquitin protein ligase activity
Source: RefSeq, a predicted model, not a curated record
CUCGGGAUGCGCUUGUCCCCCGCCGCAGGGAGUGCCCGGUGGAAAGCGGGUCAGGCUGUGCAGGGAGAGCGGGCGGAGGAGGUGCGCUCUCCCGCAGCCCUCCAGCCACAGGUCCGGCGCGCAGCGGCGCCGCACCGCUCCGUCAGCUCUGACCAAUCCUGGAGAGCCCGGUGACGAACUUCCUGCCGACUGUGUACACAGAUAUAUAUUUAUUUUUUGCUGUCAUGGAGGGUGGACUUUAAAAAAAAAAAAGAUAAACAAAUCGAACAUGAUCGCAGGAGUAAACAGAAGUCGAAGCCUCAUCGCGGGGGCUGGAGAGCGACCUGCGGCGUCUUGUGGCUUCCCGUAGCCGAAUCGCCGUCCGUGUUCACGCGUGGCGACUACUGAUAGUGUAUCUUUAGGUCGUUUUAUGAUGUUAUGAUUUCGCUCAAGGACAACCACAUCGAAUUCUCCAGGUGGGCUGGGGGGGGGUCUGGUUUCAGAGCACCGCGGACAACUCCAGCUAGACACCGUGUCAGUGUUUACUUGCGGGACGAUCUAUAACCCGGGUCUUUAAGCCUGCAGGUCCAGUCGAGUCGGCUUCCGCGGGGAUGCAAAGACGCAAGUCAGACCUGAAAACGCGACGCUAAAACCCGAGUCGGGGGUUCAGUUACAUUUUGCGUGGAAAAGACAAUACACAGCUCUCUUCCGGUGUCGGCGCUGCAGUCUCGUAGGAAGAAAACCCCGAUCAAAAGGAUUAUAUAUAUGGGAUCACAAGUCUCCUUGGCCGCGAUGAGCGUGAGAGCGGGGCGGGGCGGCGACGAGGUGCUGGUGUCUCAGGCCGUGUGGGACUACCUGUCGGCGGCGGGCCAGCCCUGGCUGGCGGAGUUUCAGAGCGGCCAUGGGCUGAGCGCGGGCGUGGUGCGGCGCGCCGAGAGGGGGGGCUGCUGCACGGUCAAGCUGAGGAGCCCGGGCGGGGAGGGGCCGGGCUCGGGGCCCGCCCCGGUCUCCCCGGCGGCCCGCCGGGCCUUCAUGGACCUGUGCCGCAGCGCCCGCAAGGAGAUGAACCGGAAGGAGGGGGCCCCCAAGAGGAAGCGCUCCCUGAUGCCCUGCCUCGGCGGCGGAGAGGCGGACGGCGAGGGCAGCCUGCUCCCGCCGCAGCCGCGACGCUCCCAGAGGCAGCAGCUGCGGUGCAGGAAAGCCGCGGACCUGGGAGGCGGCCUGUGCGCCCCGGCCCCGCCCCCCCGCGACCUGCUGCCCCGCAGGGAGGCGGAGCUCGGUGGGGGCGGGGCCGGGGGCGGGGCCGGGGGCGGGGCUCUGCCCACCGAGGUGGAGGACGGCGGCGUCUGCUCCAUCUGCAUGGGGGAGAUGGUGGAAAGGACCACUCUGGACCGGUGCGGCCACGCCUUCUGCCGGACCUGCCUGGACCGCGCCUUCCAGGUGAAGCGGGCCUGCCCCGUGUGCCGGCUGGUGUACGGCCAGCUGAUCGGCAACCAGCCGGCCAACGGAACCAUGACGGUGGAGAGGGAUCCCGACCUGGAGCUGCCCGGGCACGAGGGCUACGGCUGCAUCUUCAUCAUCUACAGCUUCCCCCCCGGCACGCAGGCGCAGGAGCACCUGAACCCAGGAGUGCGGUAUCCUGGGACGGACCGGGUGGCGUACCUGCCAGACAGUCCUGAGGGCAACCGGGUGCUGGGCCUGCUGAGACGGGCCUUCGAGCAGCGGCUGAUCUUCACCAUCGGCACCUCCAUGACCACGGGCAUGAGCAACGUCAUCACCUGGAACGACAUCCACCACAAGACCUCCGUAUGGGGCGGCCCGCGCUGCUUCGGGUAUCCCGAUCCCACCUACCUGGUGCGCGUGACGGAAGAGCUGCGGGAAAAGGGGAUCACGGCCGACUGAGGCAGGAGGAGGAGGAAGAAGCUGGGAUUCGGGAUGGGAUUGUCUGGACAAGGCUUGGGACCCUCAGAUGGGCUCCCGGAGAACUGUCCUGGCGCGAUCGGACAGCCCCCUUCCACGCCCACCUGUGUGCCGGUACAGUAGAGGUCAUGCAACACAGCGGACAAUUCCCGAUUCCGGGAUCUGGCUCGAGUCAUUACCUUGUGAUUGCGGAGAAGCCAGGGAGAGGAAUGAAAUCCGGCCUCGUUACUCGCUUUGGUUUGUCUUUACGCUUAUGUGCCGAAGAUUGGGGUUGGAGUUGGGGUUGAGGGCGGGGGGGGGGCGGGAAUUGGAAAGGUGAAUUUUUCCAUGCAGUUUGGAUCAGCAUUCCAUGCUUUUGCAAAGUUACAAUGAACUGUUGCACAGACAGCAGGCAGAGCAGAAAUUCGGCUUUUCACCUGCAGCACUGACAAGCACGCAGGCAGCAGCUGGGACUGGUGCUGGCUGUGUGAUGCAGACUGUUAGCGUUUCAUAAUCGGAUCCGGCCCCGGAUGUUCAGUAUUCUGAUCCACUCCAGGUUUUGCCAGUUGUGGGCACGUUCGGUGAGCUAAGACUAGACAUAUUUCAACAUCUUAUUUCGAUCUCAGAACUUUACUGGGAGUGCAUUGUUAUGGACAGAUGUGCCAUGAUAUCCAAAUGCGCUUUCCUGCUUCAAUAGAGCUCCACAGCUGGUAAAACCUGAAAUGGAUCUUUGACUGCUGCGCAGCCGGAAUCGGAUUGGCUUCCCCGCGAUCAUCAGCUCUUAUCCUCAUCCUGUGUGAGUUGCAGUCCUGUUUUCCUGUGCGUGUGGGUUUUUUCUAGUCCUUUGGGCAUUUGCAGGCCUGGGAACACCGAUCGGCCAAUCAGCGUGCUGCAUGGUGACGUCGCAUUUCCUGUAGCGCUGGCCUGUGGCUCUGAAGCUUUAAUCUCUUCAGGGGAACUUCAGGGCUUCUUGGGGGAGGGGUGGGCAGUGGGCAGUGGGCGGGGCAGCUGAUUCCGGUCAAAUGCUCAUCUUGUAUAACUUGUAUAACCCUCAUGGGGACUCGUCCCCCUCCAGUGACAAUCGGCUCCAAAAGCCUCUGUCUCCCAUCACUGCUUUUACCUCUCCUUUCAGAAAUAGCCAACGGAGUUGAUGAGAAAGUGUAGGGAAGCAGCCAGACCUGAGGGAGGGAGAGAGAGAGCUCUGCACGUCAGUGUGUUUCCAACUGCUAUUAGAAAUAUUUAAUACUUCAGAGCAGCGACAAAUGAGAGGAGACCGUGUGGCCAGUCGAGCUUGUUUUGUGAUCGGGCAGCGGGUGUUGUGGUGACAGGAGGCGUGUCUUUACACAAAGGGCUGUGGGAGAGUGGAGCACGCCGCCCGGCGGCGGUGUUGAGGCCGAUUCCCAGCUGGCUGAGCUCCAGGUAUCCGUUUGUUCUCACGAAUGACCGGGCCCAGAGGCGCUGAAUGGCCCCUCUCAUUUGUGAGCUCUCUUACCUAGUGGAUGUCAAAGCGGGGGCAGAGAAAGAUGCUGCUUAGAGAGAGUGCACUGUGUCUAGAUUACGCUGUUACAAAUAACCUGGUGACAGGCGUGGAUUGCAGAUAAUAGACGUGUUUAACUGAUGCCUUCAUCUCUGUAUUCUGGCAAUUCAUUCAAAUGUAGUAAUUCCUUUACCUUUACACAUUCAGGACUGGUGGCUGAUUUUAUUUUCAAAACGAAAACGUCUGUGACCAAGUCACAGGAGGGGACCUUUGACCCCCCCCCGGCCCAGACAGAAGCAACAGCAGCAGCCGUGCGCUGAUCCGCACACACGACCAGGAGGACUAGAACAGGAAGACUCUCAUCCUCCGGUGCUUGCUUGACCAGUCGCUGAGUGAAGGGUCACACUCACUAAACCUGUUGGGUCAUUUCAGGAAGAGCGCCUGUACCUGCAAGUACGCAAUGACAUUUCUCAAUAUUAAAAGGGGCCCUCCAGAACACAAAUAUGUAGAAAAAAGUGAAUCCCAUUAAAUCAUUUGGAGAGCCUGACAAGUAAAGAUGUUUAAUAUCAUUCCGACAGGCAUACAGUAUACGAGCCCUUUAAAUGUAUUCUAGUGUUUAAGAUACAUGUGUUUCAAUAUGUCAAUGAAUCUCUUGUUUUUAAAUGUUUAAAUAUUUUCAAGCUUUCUACGAUUAGAUCUCUCAUGGGAGAAUUAAAAAUAAGUAUGUCUCUCAACUCCUUAGCACUUUUGGCCUGAUAGCAAGAGCUUUGUGUGCCCGCAUGUAUGUGAAAAGCCAUUUUGAAAGACAGGUGCUGCCUGCUCUGGAGAGCUCCGAGGAGCAGGGCACAAUGGUGUUUUCCUGCCAGACAGUGGAAUCUGUUUGGCCAUCGGUUUAUUAGUAAGAAAUACAUUAUAAAAACUAUUGAAGAUCGGAAACCAGUAAGACAUUUGUUUAAAAAAAAAAGAACAAGGAGUUCCUCUGUUGUCUUGGCAGGGAAAUGUCAUGGUACCUUUCCUGGAAAACCGUCUCGGAGGCAAGAGCGACUGACAAAGUCGGAAUGGCAGUGACAGGAAGUGGAGGGGGGAAGGGAUUCGAUGUUACACCCCUCAAUGUGCGUCAGAUCAGCACAGCCUCCUCUUAUCUGUUAUCAGGGGCACCUUGUGAACAAAAUAGGGUAGAUUUGUAAUACAACCAAUUGAACAGGUUGUGCAGAAAGGUUAAGAGAGAACACAGAAAUGGCACAACCUCUUUAACACAAACAAGCAGCUGCAGAUCCAUUGGAUUCACUCACCUGUUUUACUCAUUGAAUGUAUCUGCUGUAUGUAUAUUUUUCUGAACUGAAAGGGUGGGAGAACUGCCUUUCAAAAAAAAAUGUCUAAAUUGUUUGAGAAUGUGGGGCAAACUAACUGUAAAAGAAAAAAAUGUUUUUUGUGUGUUUUAUACGGUAGUUGUUUUCUCUUGUGUGACGGGACCAAUAGAGCUAACCUGUAGAAGUCAGGCUCACGGCAAGAUUGACACAAAAAGAUACAUCAUCCUCAGCUCAAAUAUUUCUAUGCAGUACAAAAAAGAAAAAGUUUAAAAUAUUAUAAAAUUGCACAUUGAUUGUUCUUAAUUAAUAUUCUGCUUUUAUAGGUUGUGUUAAUUUCUAUUUUUGAUUGAGACUUCUUUGUUAAAAAAAACUAAAUUCUGUGCUUUACAUUUUCAUACUUGAAUAAAGGACUGCUGUUCUGGU